Messenger RNA from Tripterygium wilfordii, 1767 nucleotides. Its product is annotated as UDP-glycosyltransferase 91A1-like. Lineage: Eukaryota; Viridiplantae; Streptophyta; Magnoliopsida; Celastrales; Celastraceae. Gene Ontology annotation, molecular function: UDP-glycosyltransferase activity. The record is from RefSeq and is a predicted model, not a curated record. The transcript has a single exon. Bases 154 to 1557 code for a protein of 467 amino acids.
GGUGCUAUUUCACCUCUGUUUGUUUUUCUUCUUCACCAAUCAUCUUUUUCUUAUACUCUGAAUGCCCAAAUAAUAUCAAAUUUGCCUUCAUAUACUCCUCCUCUCCGGCCUCCAUAUUCGCUUCUCUUUCUAUUGUGUUCAAUUAUUCCAUCCAUGGCAGAAAGCAAUCAAGACCAUAAGCUCCACAUAGCGAUGUUUCCAUGGCUAGCCUUCGGUCAUAUAAUCCCAUACCUAGAGCUCGCAAAGCUUUUAGCUGGAAAGGGUCACAAGAUCUCCUUCAUUUCUACUCCCAGAAACAUCGAUCGCCUUCCAAAACUCCCUUCAAACAUAGCUCCUUACAUCGACUUCAUCGCGCUUCCUCUGCCGCACGUCCACAACCUCCCUCCAAACGCAGAGGCCACCUCUGAUCUCCCAUCCGACACCGUUGUUUACCUCAAGCUAGCCUACGAUUUGCUGCAAGAACCCGUAACAGAAUUCCUCAAAAUCCAGAGCCCCAAUUGGGUUCUCUUCGAUUUCACUGCCUAUUGGAUCGCCCCGAUUGCGAGCGAACUGGGGAUUCGCAGUUCUUUUUUCAGUAUAAUGAUAGCUUCAACGCUUUGUAUCGCAAAGCCAACAUCACCGUCCGUUGAUAUCCAAGACCAUCGCUUGAGACCCGAAGAUUUCACUGUUCCGCCGAUGUGGGUCCCUUUUGCGACUAAAACAGUGUCGUUCCGACUCUUUGAAGCGUUGAAGAUCUUUGAAGGUGCAUUGACGGCCGAUGACCGACACGUUUCGGACUUGUUUCGCCACGAAACCGCUAUUCGAUUCUGUGACUCCAUAAUUGUCAGAGGCUGUCUUGACUUCGACGGGAAAUGGCUACACCUACUGGAGGAAAUCCACGGGAAACCGGUUUUCCCUGCUGGUCAGUUACCCACGACAGAGUAUGAUUCGGGAGGUGAUGGGGACACAUGGCGGUGGAUCAAAGAAUGGUUAGACAAGAAACAGAGAGGGUCUGUAGUGUAUGUGGCAUUUGGUAGUGAAGCGAAACCGAGGCAAGACGAACUUACCGAGUUAGCACUCGGGUUAGAGCAAUCCGGGCUACCAUUUUUCUGGGCGUUGAAGACCCGUCGCGGAGAAGUGGACACUGAGUUGCUCGAGUUACCAGAUGCGUUCGAGGAACGAACAAGAGGACGUGGAGUGGUGUACACGAGUUGGGUUCCUCAACUUAAGAUACUGAGCCAUGACUCAGUGGGCGGGAUGCUGACUCACUCGGGUUGGAGUUCAGUAGUGGAGGCAUUUCACUUCCAGAGACCUCUUAUUCUACUGACAUGCUAUGCCGAUCAAGGCUCUAAUGCAAGGCUUUUAGAGGAGAAGGAGCUUGCGUAUUCUAUACCAAGAAAUGAAGUUGACGGAUCAUUCACAAGGAACUCGGUUGCCGAGUCACUGGUUUUGGUAAUAGUGAAAGAAGGGAAGUUCUACAGAGAGCGCGCGAAGGAGAUGAGUAAGUUGUUUGGAGACAAGGAUAGGCAAAACCGUUACGUGGAUAAUUUCCUGGAUUACGUUAAAACCCACCACUAACGUCCCUCAAGGUGCCAAUAAUGAGUGAAUUUCCUAUUGAGUAGUCUUAUGGAUCGAGUGUUUUAUUGCCACAGUUAUCUCAAAUUCAUAUGAAUUAUGUUGGGAUAGCUAAGACAAAAAAAACACUAAAAUACUUCGCAUUUUUCUUUCUUAUUUUUAAAUGUUUGUUGUUGUGGAGUAAUAAUGAUUGGUGUGGUUUAACAAUGUGUU